GUGUGGGAAGGAGACGCCCACCCUGGCGGGCGGGAGCGGAGGCGGCCUUCUCCCGGGUGACAGGCCCGGCCCUUCCGGAGGGCGGAGCGCGCAGCCGGGCGUCCAGGGCUGGGUGGCGGGGCUGGUCGGGGUUGCCCGCCCUCCUCUCCUCCUUCUCUCCCGUCCCCGCUUCCCCGCCAGGAGCAGCCGCGGCCGCGCUGGGAGCUGGGCACCAUGUCCGGGCAGAGCCUGACCGACCGCAUCACGGCGGCGCAGCACAGCGUGACGGGCUCCGCCGUCUCCAAGACCGUCUGCAAGGCCACCACGCACGAGGUGAUGGGCCCCAAGAAGAAGCACCUCGACUAUUUAAUACUGUGUACAAAUGACAUGAACGUAAAUAUCCCACAGUUGGCAGACAGCCUAUUCGAAAGGACAACAAACAGUAGCUGGGUGGUAGUAUUCAAAUCUCUCAUCACAACUCACCAUCUAAUGGUGUAUGGAAAUGAGCGUUUUACCCAAUAUCUGGCUUCCAGAAACACACUGUUUAACUUGAGCAAUUUCUUGGACAAAAGUGGAUUGCAAGGAUAUGAUAUGUCCACAUUUAUUAGGAGAUAUAGCAGAUAUUUGAACGAGAAAGCAGUUUCCUACAGACAAGUAGCUUUUGACUUUACAAAAGUAAAAAGAGGAGCUGACGGAGUCAUGAGGACAAUGAAUACAGAAAAACUAUUAAAAACUGUACCAAUUAUACAAAACCAGAUGGAUGCACUACUUGAUUUCAAUGUCAACAGCAAUGAACUUACAAAUGGUGUAAUUAAUGCUGCCUUCAUGCUUCUUUUCAAAGAUGCCAUUAGACUUUUUGCAGCAUAUAAUGAAGGGAUUAUUAAUUUGCUGGAAAAAUACUUUGACAUGAAAAAGAAUCAAUGCAAGGAAGCCCUUGACAUAUAUAAGAAGUUUCUGACUAGAAUGGCAAGAAUUUCUGAGUUUCUCAAAGUUGCAGAGCAAGUGGGGAUAGACAGAGGAGACAUACCAGAUCUUUCUCAGGCACCAAGUAGCCUUCUGGAUGCUUUGGAACAGCACUUGGCCUCCUUGGAAGGAAAGAAAAUCAAAGAUUCCACUGCUGCUAGCAGAGCUACCACACUCUCCAAUGCAGUUUCUUCCCUUGCAAGUACUGGCCUGUCUCUCACCAAAGUUGAUGAAAGGGAAAAACAAGCUGCCCUAGAGGAAGAACAGGCCCGUUUAAAAUCUCUAAAGGAACAGCGUCUAAAAGAACUUGCAAAGAAACCCCAUACAUCUUUAACCACAGCCUCCUCCCCUGUGUCAAAUACUGCAGGAAGCAUAAUGACCACACCAGCUAUUGACAUUUUUUCCACACCCAGUUCUUCAAACAGUACAUCAAAGCUUCCAAAUGACUUGCUUGAUUUACAGCCAGCUUUUCCUCCAGCUGUGCAUCCAAUAUCCUCUGCACCACAAAUGGGAGGGACCUGGGGAGAUCCUUUCACGUCCACUCCUGAUGCUGUUGAUGAUGCCAUUCCAAACCUAAAUCCUUUCCUCACAAAAUCUAGUGAUCACCUCUCUGUCUCCUCUGACGUACUCCCUUCUUUCACUUCUAGGACACCAACUCAUGAGAUGUUUGUUGAUUCUUUUUGUGGCCCACAAGCUUAUCCUAAUGCUUCCCAUUUCUGCAGUGAGCCCUCAACUGUAGCUGGUCUAUUCGGAGGGUUUACACCGUCUUCUGUUGCUCCAUCACAGCCAUCAGCAGGCCUUAAUGUUGACUUUGAGUCUGUGUUUGGAAACAAAAGCUCAAAUGUACCAGUGGAUUCUGGUGGCUUUGAUGAAUUAGGUGGACUCCUAAAACCAACAGUGGCUUCUCAGAACCAGAGUCUUCCAGCUUCCAAAGCACCAUCCCAUAAGUUAGUAUUAGAUGACUUGGAUUCAUCUCUAGCCAACCUCGUAGGCAAUCUGGGCAUUGGAAAUGGGACAGCUAAAAAUGAUGUAAACUGGACCCAGCCAGGAGAAAAGAAACUAACAGGAGGUUCCAACUGGCAGCCCAAAGUUGCACCUACAACUGCAUGGAAUGCUCCAACCAUGAAUGGCAUGCAUUUUCCACAAUACGCACCACCUGUCAUGGCCUACCCUGCUACAACACCAACAGGAAUGAUGGGAUAUGGAAUGCCAUCCCAAAUGGGAGGAGUACCAGUAAUGACGCAACCAACUUUAAUAUACAGCCAACCUGUCAUGAGACCUCCAAAUCCUUUUGGUCCUAUAUCAGGAGCCCAGCUGUCUGCUGCAUCCAGCCCAUCCAUUCAGAGUCCACACAGAGCUUCAGGAAAGGACCCCUUUGCAGAGGUCUCCCUCCAGGAUUUCUUGUAGGACAAUUUAGAUCCAGUUUAUGUAAUCAUGCCAGAUGGAGUGGAGUGGGAACAGUUCCAGGAAGACAUGUGCUCGGUGACCAACCCUUCUUUGCAGCUCAGUCAAAACGGAUGUGUCUCCAGCUCUCCAGUAGAACAGACUAAAUCACGCAAAGCCCACAACAGUGGUGGGAAUCUCCGCCAACCUAAGGAAGUCUCAGCACCCUGUGGUGUGGUAUAAAGCCAAGAAUUGCCACAAAUUUGGUGUGGGAUCUUUUUUCUAUUUUUCCCCCUCUUGUGGUAACAUAACAUGUUAGUAACUCCCACCCCACCGUUUUAUAACUGAUUGGUAACCCACAAAAGAAGCCACCUAUUCUGCUGUGGAGGGCAAACAGUAUCCUUGGAACUGGUCUUUUGGAAUGAAGAGCUGGGCAUAUUUUUCUCCUUAACUCCAGUGACUUUUCUCUAGAGGAUCAAAUCCUGAUUCUUUAAUUCUACAGCUUCCUCUCCUCAUUCAUUACAAAUGUUAGACUCCAUAAUGAAAAGUUUAACUUAAAAGGAAAAAAAAAUUAUAUAUUCCGUUUGCAUAGACAUUCCUUUAUGUAUUAUUGUUUGUAUUUAUUUAUGAUUAUCAGUUUAAAUAACAAUGUAUCACAAAGCCUCCUUUAUGGAGAAAUGAAUGCGGAUGUAUACUAUUGUUCUCCCAUUAGAAUUUGUUUUAUUUUUAUCCACAAGAACAAUUCUAGAAAUUCUCAGUACACACUCCACCAUGCAGAACGUUGGAUACGUCCCAAGGUCUGAAAAAUGCCCAUUGUUGAGCACCCCCAGGAAUUAGCAAGAUCAAUAUAUGGAGCUGCCAGUUCUGCUAAAGAUUUUGGGAAGGGGGGAACAGCUGACUGGUGGGAGCACAGUAUUUUUCGACCAGGCGUCGGUGCUUCAAGAAAGCUUUUCCUUGCUUUGUGCUUGGCAUGCCAUUUAUCUUACACUUGACAUACAGCCUUUCCCAAAUGAAUGUGAGGAAUUGCUUUCACUUUCAAAGACUUUCCUUCUCUGUAUAAAAGAAAAAGCAACUGGACAAUUCUGGUGUAUUAUGUGGGGGGAAAGAAAGCCUUGACUUCUUUUGCAUUUGCAUCAUGUACUAUGAAAUAGAAUAAAAAUCUCAGAAGGGAAGUAGCAUCUUUGCUACGGGCAACCCACCAUGAAGUUCUCCAGUGGAAGCUCCAUCAAAUAUGGGCUUGUUCGGGACUACUUCCUGGUGCCCUGGGUUCUCAGCACGCAGGAAUCCUUUUUGUUUUCUGAUGAAUUCAAAACAGCACUGUGGAUCGGUGCUUUGUGUAAAUACAUCCUAUCAGUUUAGGUGGCAUUUGGGGCCUUAAGAAGGAUAGUCUAGGGCAUGAAAGCAAUUCUGUACAUGAAUUAAGCAUAUUUGCUGCAUUGUCUCUGCAGAUUCUAUUUUUGUUUAAAAUGUUAAGAUGUAUGUUAGCCAAAAAGGUGGAUUUUCAAAUAAAAUGCAGCUUCCACAAA
Messenger RNA from Candoia aspera, 3851 nucleotides. RefSeq names its product phosphatidylinositol binding clathrin assembly protein (gene PICALM). The record is from RefSeq and is a predicted model, not a curated record. Gene Ontology annotation, molecular function: SNARE binding; clathrin heavy chain binding; phosphatidylinositol-4,5-bisphosphate binding. Gene Ontology annotation, cellular component: synaptic vesicle; clathrin-coated pit; clathrin-coated vesicle. NCBI's taxonomy places the organism in Eukaryota, Metazoa, Chordata, Lepidosauria, Squamata, Candoiidae. Bases 214 to 2349 code for a protein of 711 amino acids. The transcript has 23 exons. Gene Ontology annotation, biological process: clathrin-dependent endocytosis; clathrin coat assembly; synaptic vesicle budding from presynaptic endocytic zone membrane.